Molecule: messenger RNA, 7418 nt
Organism: Metopolophium dirhodum (rose-grain aphid)
Lineage: Eukaryota; Metazoa; Arthropoda; Insecta; Hemiptera; Aphididae
Product: octopamine receptor beta-1R-like
Exons: 4
Coding region: 652-2091 (479 amino acids)
Biological process (GO): adenylate cyclase-activating adrenergic receptor signaling pathway
Cellular component (GO): membrane
Molecular function (GO): adrenergic receptor activity; octopamine receptor activity
Source: RefSeq, a predicted model, not a curated record
UGGCGCGUGUCAUCGUCGUGGUGCGCAGCCCAAGAGUCACGAACACAGUCGUGUGUAUAUGUGUAUGUGAAAUGCACAUGGAUUAUAUAAUAAUAUCGUAAGCGACCGUCGCGAGACGUAUGGUGCGAUAUAGUUCGGUAUAUCGCGAGAAAACCGCCAAGAGCGCCAAUUCAAUCCGAUCCGUUUCGGCGUAGUCGGUGUGUUGAUACGACGGAAAAAUAGCAUUUUGAAAAAUCACUCUUAGCGCGGAUCGGUCGCCGCGGUAUAACAGGUAUAGGACCUACGUAUAGUCUGUAUCGUCGUGCUGGUCGUACCAAAAUAUCAUCGUUUUCCAUCGAGUGAAGAAUUUUCCCGUGAAAAUCUUUUCGCCCGACGUACAAUUUAUACGUAUACGAUAAUAGUCGUCGUACGCGUUCCCUUAUAUUCACACUUGUCGGUUCCGUGCGAUUGAGCUGAUUUUUAAUCUACGAUCGUCGACAUGCCGCCGUGAGCGAACGGUCUGUGCGCGUGUGGCGGCCGGACCGGAAACGGUCGGACGAUGUAGCCGGUGGCCCGGAAACAGCGGCGACGGCGACGGCGGAAGUCGCAGACGUGCGGAGGAGGAGGAGGAGGAGGAGAAGAAGAGAUCCCGAAGAGAUCGGUGAUAGCAAAAUGUUCGCGGCGGCGGCUGCGGCUGCAGCGGCGGUCAACGAUACGACUGAGGCGGCGACAACCGCGGCGACCGCGACCACGGUGGCCGCGACGACGGCGUCCGACGCUCUGGCCACGGUGGCCGCGAUUGGAGCGACCGCGAUUUCCGGUGGCGCCGUGGACGGAUUUCUCGACAACCUGGCCGACGAGGCGUGGUUCUGCGCGUACGUGGCCAAGUGCGCGGCCAUGUGCUUCAUAGUGGUGGCCGCGCUGUUCGGCAACCUGCUGGUUAUGGUGAGUGUGAUGCGUCACCGCAAGCUGCGCGUCAUCACCAACUACUUCGUCGUGUCUCUGGCCCUGGCCGACAUGCUGGUGGCCAUAUUCGCCAUGUGCUUCAACGCCAGCUUCGAGCUGACCGGCCGCUGGCUGUUCGGCCGGUUCAUGUGCGACGUCUGGAACUCGAUGGACGUGUACUUCUCCACCGUGUCCAUACUUCACCUGUGCUGCAUCAGCGUGGACAGGUACUACGCCAUCGUCCAGCCCCUGGACUACCCGCUGAUCAUGACCAAGUCCCGGACGGUGGUCAUGCUGGCGUCCGUGUGGGUGUCGCCCGUGCUCAUAUCGUUCGCGCCGAUAUUCGCCGGCUGGUACACGACCGCCGCGCACGACCGCGACAGGGCCCGUCACCCGGACGUGUGCGCGUUCGUCGUCAACAAGCAGUACGCUGUCGUGUCUUCCAGCGUGUCGUUCUGGGUGCCGGGCGUCAUCAUGCUGUUCACGUACUACCGCAUCUACCAGGAGGCCGACCGACAGGAGCGAAUGCUCUACAGGAGCAAAGUGGCCGCCGCGUUACUGAACAAGCACCUACAGAUCAACGGCAUAAGCGCACUCGGAGCGCUGUCGACUUCGGAUGCGGUGAAGGACGUCGACGUGGAAACGGAUCCGGACUCGGGAGCUUUUCGACCAGCUGCCUCGAGUAACAAAAUGAAAAGGGAGCGGAAAGCGGCCCGCACCUUGGGCAUCAUUAUGUCCGCGUUCCUGGCGUGUUGGCUACCUUUUUUUACAUGGUACAUGAUGAGCUCGCUGCUGGAAGGUGGUUCGUGGAUGCCCCGGUGGGUGACGGUGCUCGUGUUCUGGGUGGGCUACUUCAACUCGGCCCUCAACCCGCUUAUCUACGCGUACUUCAACCGAGAGUUCCGGGUGGCGUUCCAGAAGACGCUGCAGAGCUGCUGGCCCAAGUCGCCGCCGUGGUGUCCACCGUGCCUGCGCCGUCGGUACGAGCAGUCUCGCAAUGAGACGGCCACGGCGACCGCGGCCUUCGGCCAGCAGAACAUGUACAACUACAGCAACGUUUCCGAAGUGCACUACAUGAAUCCGGCGACCAUAGCUCUGCUCCAGAACAACGGCGGAAGUGGCGGCAAUGGUGGCAACGGUUGUCGUACCGAACAAAUCGUUCUAUAGAUUGAUAAAAAAAAACAAAAAAAAAAAAAAAACAAUGUAUAUGUGCCUAUAAUAUAGCUAAUUUUUCUCCCCGAAAAUAUACGCGGCGAUCUGCAUCGGAGCACUGGACAGACGAAAAACGGGUAUAUAGGGGUGUCGGCUUUUAAAAACAAGGGGUGGUGGUGCAAAGGUGCAGACACAUCGAACCGAGCCGGUUAAAGUUGAUGUUCAAAUAAACUAUGUAAUAUUAUAUAAUAUUAUUAUGUAGAGAGAAAAUCGUUCUUCUAGGUAAGCGCUGGUGCAAGUGAUUUAUAAUAUAUUAUGUCAUUUAAAAAUUAGCAAAACACUUCCUAGUCUGACAGACACUGCGAAACUCCUGCUGCACGCAGACCUAAACACUGCUGUGUGUGCGCGCAACUGGUGACUAUAUUAUUAUUAUUUGUUCACAUAUUAUUAUGCCUACACAAUGUAUUAUAAUAAUUUUACCGUUAAGGCUAAAAGAAAAUAAUAAUAUUACAAUAGUGUCAAUUAAAAGUUUCCCGUGGUCACCAAUGGCGUGAAUUCAAAACUUAAACCGUAAAUUCCUUCAGCACAGUCACAAUACAUUUCUGGCGGUGGUGACACUUGUGAUUUUAUUGAUAGCACGGCGAAAGACCAUAGUUCUAUCUUGUAUCAUAAUAUAAUUAUUAUUAUUAUAUAAUAUAUUCGUCGACGAUAUUUCAUUGUUGGUCUGUGCGGUAUGACAGCGCGCAGUGUGCGCGACCUUUUCCUUAAAUAAUUAAACAAAUCUCUGACUGUUGUCGAGUCUCGUCGUCGCCAACUCAAACAGCCGAAUAAAAAAUAUAAUAGCAUAACAAUCAACAAUAUUAUUAUUUAUUAUAGUAUAAAAUAUACACAUAUUACAAUUACAAUUAUAAAUAUUAGUCCCGUUUUUCACGCCACAACCCGAUCAUAGGUGUUCAUACUUCGUUUGCGUAUUUCUAUAAUACCUAACAAACGCAAUUUACAAUAAAAUGACCGCACAGAACCCGAUAAAAACGAAAUUUACUAAAACGAAAAAAUUAUUGCUUAGAAUAUUAAUGUAAUUCUGUUAUUGUAAUACAGCCGAGGUUUUUACACUAGUAAAAACUAAAAUUCAUAUUUUAUAUCAAAAAAAUAAAAGAAAAAACUAUUUUUUAUCGUGUUAAGUUACCUCUUACUGUCGUAAAUAAUUAAUAAUGAAAAAACUCUGCAUUUCCUAAUUUGGCACUUGGUGACCUAUUUUUACAAAUGCAAAAAGUUUAGCAUGAAAUAAUUAAAUAUUUAAUCAGAGACACACUUGUUUCAACUUUCCUCUUUUAUAACGUAAAGUGGUUAAACAGCAUAAUAUUGUACAGUUAAUCUAUAUACCUCCCUUCAGACAUUUUUAGUUUAUUAAAAUAAAAAUAAUAAACUGAGUCACUGAUGUUCUCUGAGUGCCAGCACUGGCCGGUGCCACUAGUUCCCGGAUGGGUGACCCCCCCGGGUGCUAGGUGGCAAAUCCUUACUACACAUACAUGGGUUGAGAACCAACCGUAUCAACCGUAUCAACCGUACCCACCGUAACCCCUGCUAAUAGUUAACAGCCAUAGUUGCCGGGCUCAAUAUCAAUAAAAAAAAAAAAAACUUCUUUUAAAAUAUAAAUCACAAUAUACAUUAUAUCUGUUUAUAUUUAUAUCCAUACAGAUGCCUUCCUUCGGCCAGUGUUAUUUUUUUAAACAAAUAUUUAAACCGUCAACGUUUUUAUAAAAUGUAUAAUAUAAAUAAAUACUUUUUUGUUCCCUGGCUUACAUAUUAUGUAAUAAAAUAGAUUCAUGCAAGUUACAUUUAAAAAUACUAAGCAUACCUACGAUAAUAAUAAUUUAUUAAAAUUAUCAAUUAUAUUUUAUGUAAUAUAAUAGGUACCUACGUAUAUAAUACACUAAAACUUGUAGUAAGUAUGACAAAAAAUUAACUAUAAAAGUUAAUUACCCAUAUAUACGCAAUUUAAUUAAUCAAUCAAUAAUACAAACAAACUAAUUAUCUAUUAACUAUCUACUUACUCAAAACAUUUUAUUUUGGUUUUUUUUUUUAGUUUUCAUUUUACAACGAUAUAAAUAUAUGGUAUUGUACAAAUUCAAUUAAACUCUUAUUUAUUUAAAAACAUUUUGUAAUAAGUAAUAUAUCAAACCUAGACUUCGGUUGGUUAAUGUAAAUUGUUAUCGUACAUGUGAGUUACGAAUAAUAAUAUUAUCUUUUGAUUGUCUGUUAAAUAUAGAUAGAUACAUCGCACAACAUUUUUUUACCAUUUUAGGUACAUUAAUAUCAGUUAAAUCCUGCAGUUGAAAUCGUUUUGACAAACUAAACAAGUUUAAAAAAUCGGUAAUUUAUAAGAGAAUGCAAUAAAAGAUUUUAUUAUCCAUUGUCUGUCCAUCUCAUAUUAUGUAAAUAUAAUAAACAAAGUUAUAAAUUAAUGUCUUUCGAAUUUUCAAAAUUGUGAAUCCUUAAGUUAAAAUAAGUAAUCUACAAGUUUAUAUUAUUAUUAUAAAUAUUAAUAUAUAAAAAAAAGUGUGUAAAAUGUAUAUUAUAUUAUUAUAUUAUCUAUGUGUUAUUUUUACUCAUUCGUUAAAAAAAUAUUUGAAUUGAGCAUCCUUAUUUCACGUAAAUUUAUUAUGUUUUGAAGUUCGAAUACAUGUAACAUGUUUAUGUUAUUGUGUACCUAUAUUAAUAUAUUAUUGAAUAUUUUAAUUAUUACAAACAUAAAAAACUCGAGUAAAUAGAUGUAACUAUAAUUUUUAUGGAAAGUCAAUUUUUGGUUUAAAAUAAUUAAAGAAAAAUAUUUACUUUUUUCUCAUCUAUAAAAGUAACUACGUCUUAAAUGUAGAAUUUUAAUAUAUACCUAAUUCAAAAUAUCAUUAAACACUAUCGUAAAUUAGUCUAUGCUACGUGUGAAAAUGUGUUUACGAGUUUUAUUUUAUGUACUCGGUAAUCUGUUAUAAUAAAUUCAGAUUUUGUACUGUAUAGUGUAUAGGUAUGUCUUGUGAAAUUAUAAAAUACAGAUAUUUCUGUUGAAACUCAUACAUUUUGACUCUUAGUGAGAGACUAGGUGCCACAGUGGCUUGCUUAGACCCCUCAAAAAUAAAAAAAUAAACAGUUCUAGUUACGCAUAUGACGAGAGAGAGUAAAAUAAGUAUUAACAUCACGAUUCACGAGUAAUAAUAAUUAACAAAUGAGGGAUGAUGAUUGGCUACAUCUGUGACUCUGUAUUGACUGUAUCAUUUUGGGCAUAACUAUAAAAAGAACUACGAGGGAUAUGGAUAUUUGUUAUAUUACACAUAAUGAAAUAAUGAGGUGAUUAUGAAGUUUUUCGUAAUAUAUAUCUAUAAGAACUCAUCUGACAGUUUUGUACAAUAUACCUACUAUAUGUUAAUAAGUAGCUAGGUACCUAACCCAAUAUUGUACAGGAAUGUUUAUCAUCAUGUUAUAUUAUUGUACGAUUGAAAAUCGUCGGUAAUUAAAUGCACUUAACUAAUAAUACUAUCUGUAAUUGGGUAUACCUUCCUUAUUGGCCAUCAUAAUAUCUCUGUGUUUUGGUUUUAGCUGAGCGUGUAUUGCGUGUGUGUGUUUAUAAUAAUAUUGUAUCUUUGUUAUUAGGUUGCUGGAUUUAUGCCGGGAAGGAUGUUAUUAGUUAGUAAGUAUUUACGUUAGUAAGCGUUUUGGUUUAACAUGUACGUGUCCCAUAUUAUGUGUUUCCAUGUAUGUAUAGGUUCUGUGUUAGCGAGUUGCUUAUAUCAUUGGUGUUGGUGGUAGUCCCGUUUGAGUGAAUUUCGGGGGAGUAAACUGUGUUUGUACAGAUUUUGUUUCGUUAACUUACAUUUUCUGAGACAGGGUUAAACCAAUAAGAGGGUGAAAGUGGGUUAAUGUGUCCCUGUACCUACUUACAGAUUAGAUGAAGUAUUUAAUGGAUUUUCAUCGUGGGGCACUAUAUGUGUAGGUAGUCAUCUGCCAAAUCUGCUUAAAUAAUUUUAUCAUUGAUGGGUUGAUCUGCACAUCUGCUGUUGGCACCACAAUACAUGACAACAUAUGUGUGCAUUGAUCGAGUAUGACGUGAGGUGUCGUGGGUAUGAGAUUUCACCUUGUUACAACGACAGCAUUAGUGUAUAUAUUAUGUAUACAACUUCUAUACUAGGUAUCGAGUAAAGUUUAAGCAUGUAAAUACUUUGUCAAUAAUUGCGUCACGUAUGAACUGAAUACUGAUUUGUAUAAACGAAUGAAAUGAACACUGAUUGUAUUAUAGACAAAUAAAACCAAGCCUCUUAAAAAAAAAUUUUAAUGGUUUUUCUUAUCUGUAGAUUGAAAAUUGUUUUUAAAUUGCAAAGUCGAAGAAAAAGUACAAAAUCUUUCUGACACACAUAAUAUUAUGAUAGUAUAAUCAAUACGGUGGAAGAAAUUUUCAAAUGUAUCAUAAUAUUAAACUUAAUAGUACAUAUUAAUAUCUAUUUAGCAAUAAUGAAAUAAUCUGAUGUGCAAGUUUGUUCGAUGUAAUGUUACCUAUAAUUUAUCAUAUUAUUACCUACCAUAUUAUUAUAUUAAAUAAUGUUUACAGUUAAUAUUAUACAGUAUAUUUAAUUAUAAUAUAAAAUUAUUCUAUAACAGACCACUCCGUGUUAUCUAAUAAUUGUACGAUUAAAAUGUGUUUAUAGUUUUGAAGUAAAAUAUAUUGUAUAUUAUGCGACCGUCCUGUAGCAAUAUAUUAGUAAUACUGUAAAAUAUUAUUAUAUUAUACAGAAUACGCCUAUAAUAAUAUCCUAUUAAUGUAAUUUAUAUUUUUUGACUUUGCGCACCUACAACUGUGCGUAUUUGAACCUACCUAUAACUGCUACGUUAAGCUUUUACUUGAUUUAGUUUGUUUUUUUUUAUGUAUGAAGGUAGGUACCAAUUAAAAAUUACAAAAUAAUCAGUAUAAAAUCGUUAAUAUGAGAUUAUUGUACGUGUUAAACAACUAAUUGGACCAAAGCAAUAUGUUACAAAAUAAGUAGUGAGAUGAAAGUUUUUAAAGUUUUUACAUUAUUAAUUUUCAUGACAAAAUAAACAAAAAAAAAUCUAAAAAUAUGUACAAAUUAUCUUAAAAAUAAUAAUAUUUAAAAAUGUAAGGGUAAUAUUUACAUGUAAAUUAUAAUAUUAUAAUCUAUUAACACAUUUAAUACUUCGAAAAUUCAUUACACAUAUAAACUGUCAUAAGACUUCUCAUCUUGUUUAUACACUAUUUUAAUAUUAUAACAGUAAAAUAAAAUAUGUUUCAUCGUGCAUUGAUUGUAUGUAAUAUACGUUACGAUUUACCAUUUACGACU